Physeter macrocephalus (sperm whale) is the source of this 5379-nucleotide messenger RNA. Its product is annotated as GA binding protein transcription factor subunit beta 2. Gene Ontology annotation, biological process: negative regulation of inflammatory response; negative regulation of T cell activation; regulation of apoptotic process. The record is from RefSeq and is a predicted model, not a curated record. Gene Ontology annotation, cellular component: cytoplasm; nucleus. Gene Ontology annotation, molecular function: protein binding; transcription cis-regulatory region binding. NCBI's taxonomy places the organism in Eukaryota, Metazoa, Chordata, Mammalia, Artiodactyla, Physeteridae. The transcript is spliced from 9 exons. Bases 110 to 1567 code for a protein of 485 amino acids.
CCUCGCACAGAAACGAAGACCCAACACAGCAAAAAUUAAUUAAUAAACUCCUACCCCCAACAUCUUCUUUAAAAAAAAAAAAGAAAGAUAACCAUGGAGGAAUGCAAAUAUGUUUUCUGUAAGAAGGAUGUCUUUGGUGGACUUGGGGAAGAGGUUGCUAGAAGCAGCAAGAAAAGGCCAAGAUGAUGAAGUGAGAACAUUGAUGGCAAAUGGUGCCCCAUUCACCACAGACUGGCUUGGAACAUCACCCCUCCACCUUGCAGCCCAGUAUGGUCAUUAUUCCACAGCAGAAGUGCUCCUUCGAGCAGGCGUUAGCAGGGAUGCCCGGACCAAAGUGGACAGGACCCCCUUGCACAUGGCUGCAGCUGAUGGACAUGCACACAUCGUGGAACUACUUGUUAGGAAUGGUGCAGAUGUGAAUGCCAAGGACAUGCUGAAGAUGACAGCUUUGCACUGGGCCACAGAGCACCACCAUCGAGAUGUUGUAGAGCUACUUAUCAAAUAUGGAGCUGAUGUCCAUGCUUUCAGCAAGUUUGAUAAAUCUGCCUUUGAUAUAGCCCUGGAGAAAAACAAUGCUGAGAUUCUGGUCAUCCUUCAGGAAGCAAUGCAGAACCAGGUGAAUGCUAAUCCUGAGAGAGCCAACCCUGUGACUAUGGGUACCCCAUUCAUCUUCACGUCAGGAGAAGUUGUCAACCUCGCAAGCCUUGUUUCUUCAGCCAGCACCAAAACAACCUCAGGUGACCCCCAUGCCUCCUCAACAGUACACUUCUCAAAUUCCACCACCUCAGUGCUGGCCACCCUUGCAGCUCUUGCUGAGGCAUCAGCCCCCCUCUGCAACUCACACAGAGCCACAGCUAAUUCAGAGGAAAUCAUAGAAGGAAAUUCUGUUGACUCAUCAAUCCAGCAAGUGGUGGGGAGUGGAGGCCAGAGGGUCAUCACCAUAGUGACUGAUGGAGUCCCUCUGGGUAAUAUCCAAACUGCAAUCCCUACUGGAGGCAUUGGCCAGCCAUUUAUUGUAACUAUGCAAGAUGGACAGCAAGUUCUAACUGUACCUGCUGGUCAGGUUGCAGAGGAGACUGUUAUUGAAGAAGAGGCAGAAGAAGCAGAGAAAUUGCCACUGACUAAGAAACCAAGGAUAGAAGAGAUGACAGACAGUGUGGAGGAAAGCAAGGUAAUGUUUUUAGCAGUGGUGGAGAGAAGAGAAGGCAAAGAUUCCAAAGCCAGAACUUUCAAGGCCCAAACCCUUCUUUUUUGUCUACUCUCAGGAAUUCUUACCUGUGGUGGUUUACUUUUACAGGAAGGCACUGAAAGAGAGCUGCUUCAGCAGCAACUCCAGGAGGCUAAUCGAAGAGCCCAGGAAUACCGACACCAGCUCCUAAAGAAAGAGCAGGAGGCAGAACAGUACCGCCUCAAGCUAGAGGCCAUGGCCCGACAACAGCCCAAUGGAGUUGAUUUCACCAUGGUUGAAGAGGUGGCUGAGGUCGGGCCUUGUGCAGAGCUUUUGUGCCUUAUAGGUGCUCAGUGUGUGCUGGCAAAGGGACUGAGAACUACCAGUGCCGUAAUGUAAGGAACCAAAGAUUCUGACCAGAUGCUUCGUCACCUGACUCUCUUCUCUCCCACUAUGCCUGCUCCCUUUGCUUAUAUACUUUUGAAAGUGUUUCAUUGCUGGGAUUUCUUGGAGUUUUCUUUAAAAAAGGGAAUACGGAUGGAGAGAGAGGGGUUAUGAAGAGGUCAUCAUCCUGGACUUGCUUGCUUGCUUUGUUAUAAAUUAGAAGCAACCAGAGGGAGCUGUGCCAAGUAAACAUUUGAAUGACUGUUUAGAAUAUGGUUUUCUUAAUUAGCAAUCAUGGGGAAAACAUACAUUUUUAAUUUGGAAUAAAAUGUGACAGUUAACAUGGUUCUGUUUACCUUGAUUAGUGAAGUAAUUUGCUGCAGUUUUCCAGAGGUGCAGAAUCAUUUGGGGCUUAAAAUAAACUGAAAACAUAACUCCCCAAACCAAAUUUAACAAACAGAAUUGGCUAUUAGAGGUUUAUAGACAAAAAUAUCAGUUUUGAAAUUAAUCUUGGCUGCAGGCCACCGUAGCUAGGUUUUCUCCAUGGACCAAGUACUAAGCACUUCCCAGAUGAUCAGAGAUUAGUCUGCACUGUUGGGGAUGAUGGAGAAAUGCAGUGAAGCAGCCUAGGUGAGGGAGAGGGUAAAAUUGUGGUAUCUGCUGUCGAAUCGUCCUAUUUCUGUUUGCAAUAUUUUUCCUUUUUCUGAGUCCCUUUGUGAAUCAGGUGCUAACAAUAAGCUGCUAUUGUGUGCCAUUUCAAAGCUUUAGCUUAACUACAGAGGGACCAAGUGUUAUUUUAGAUGUGUUUUGUGUGUGUUCUUGGUGCAUAUAUUGACUUUAAUUCCUUCUUUUAUUCUUUCCUGUUCAGGGAAUGAAGGUUAACUGUGUAGAAAAUACGCAGGCCCAACCACCUCACUCUCUGAGGUAGCUUCUUAUUGAGGGCGGGGAGUUUCCAUCCAACACUCCCUUCUGAGCAUACAGAGUCCCUACUGUUUGGGGGAGCUGUUUAGAGUUUCUUAUUAUUCUUUUUUUGUAAGAGCCUAUCAUUCCCACCCAGUAAAAUAUCUAAUACAGCCCAAGUCAUUUUUGAUGAUGGGCUCUCUGAGAUAGGGAGUUAAAGGGGGGGUUGGGAUAGGGAGAGAGAGAAGGGAAAUGUCUAGAACGGGGUGGGAAGCAAAAGGGCAUUUGUUUUUAUUUACUUGGAAUAGACCUUUUCGCAUCCCAGAGAAGGGAAAUAGGACUUGAUCUCUAAUUGUAUUGCCAUAGAGAGAAUGGUAGGUCAGGAUCCCUUGAAGUAGUUAGAUUAAAUAUUAAAGACAUGAAUGGCAGUACCAUUGUAUGAUUUUGCAUAUUUUUCUGGAUCAGCCAUGGAAGUUGGAAAAAUGUUGCUAGAUCUUCUGGGUUUGGGGAUUCCAACUGGCUUAUUGGUAAGGUUGGAUAACAAAGAAUCAAACAGACAAGUGGUUCAGAGAUGGUACUUGAGCAGGAGAAACCUGAAGCCUAGGAUGAUUGCCUACUUCAAAAUAAAGCUGCUUUAGUAAUAUCAGUAUUAAUAUAGGAAUAUUAGACCCUACAUUUACAUUUUGGUUUUAAGCUUUCCCCUAAAAAGGAGAAAGAAAUAAAUCUUAAUAUUUCUGUUCUUGUUCCUGGCUUCAGGAAAAUUACUUACAAAUGUAUAAAUGUACAUUCCCUUCCUAUCACUACCUCUGUGGGAUCCCUCAAUUGUAAUGCCAGAGUUGAGGUCUCUUAAUUGAAAUAUGGGAGAACUUGGCUUUAGGUUUUCUGUAUAUUGAACUCAGCACCUUAAAAGAUGUUCUUUUUCUCUGUCAGAACUGUGUUUCAUAAUUUUUGCCUUUGCCUCUCCCCCUUUUUCAGCCUUAGCACUGCAUUAUUAAAUGUUUGUGUCUGCUCAGUAAUAUUAGAAAUCUGUGGCAUGCAAAAUGACUUUCUUUCUUUAUAUUGCUGUAAAAGAAAUGAAUUUAACAGAGGGCUGUCCAGUUGAAGUUAGGUAUUUUGUGACCAGGGCAUUUUUAACACCCCUUUGCUGCACGUAUAUAUUGUGUACAUUAUAAAUACAUAUGAAUUUUCCCACUUUUCUCUUUGUUUAUUUGAGGUUCAACUCUAAAGUACCUGGUAAAAGCUGGAAAUACUUUUAUUUCAUUAAAAACAUUAGAGAGGGUUUCUUUCAAUUGAGUAAAGGCACUGAGGAAGAAAAAGCAUUAAUUUGGGCCUUUUUCUGAGAGGCAUGCUCAACAGGCAGUAAUGAGAAACCUGAGGAGUGAGGCCCUAGGGAGAGCUAGUACCUAGCUUUGCAGAGAUUUCUUUAGCAUACAGUGUGAUGACAGCGGUAAACUGAAAGAUUCAGAGCCGGGUCAGGGGUAGAGAUGGAGCUGCCUUUCCACAGAGCAAACCUCCUUUCAGCUCCUAUGGUAGCUGUUUUUUUUUUUGUUGUUGUUGUUGUUGUUGUUGUACGCGGGCCUCUCACUGCUGUGGCUUCUCCCGUUGUUGCGGAGCACAGGCUCCGGACGCGCAGGCUCAGCGCCCACGGCCCACGGGCCCAGCCACUCCGCGGCAUGUGGGAUCCUCCCGGACCCGGGCACGAACCCGCGCUCCCUGCAUCGGCAGGCGGACUCCCAACCACUGCGCCACCAGGGAAGCCCUAUGGUAGCUGUUUUGACUGGCAUUUGUAUAAUUUCUUACACCUCUGAAAAGGAAAGAAACCCUAGAUAAAGUUCCAUGGCAGAAGGAGCAGAUAUUCUAUACAUCUGCUUCCCAGUUUAGACAUCUCAGCCUUUUAAGGAAUGACCAUUUUGAGAAAGCUUCUGUGGCUCUUUCCUAACAAACAACAUUAUGGACCCCCAGAGCUAGAAGACAUGAGGCAUAUAGUGAACUAUUCCCAGAAGUUUAAUAUUGAGUGGGAAUCGGUUUUUGUCCAGAUUUGUUGGAGAAUGGCCUCCUGUUCUCUACUUGUUAUAUAGACAUCUCCGUAUGGCCAGAAAAGGAGCUUUAGAAUGGAAUACAUAUUAAGACCGCCUAUGUGCUGCUCUAGGCUCUUAUCUAUUUCCACUUUAUGUGAUAUUUUCCCCUUUUGAGUUAGUACUCUAUUUCCUAUGCCAAUAUAUUUAACAAGAGACCAGGAGCAAGAAGGAUGUGAAUUCGAAUUAAGUAGCUUUGAACCUCUGGUGCUGCCUUUUUUUUUUUUUUUUUUUAAAGACUCUCUUAAGAUUAGGAAGUGGGGUGAUAUCCCUAGACUCCAGACUAUUACAUAGCAACUUGGCUUGUUAAUGGCAGGAAAUUGUUAUUCCCUGUCUCUCUCCUCCCCUUUCCCCUCUAACUACUUCUGCCUCUGUGACCCCAUUGUUCUUAUCUCAUUGAGUCUUUCCCAGGCACUAGAAUUUAAUUAAUAGGUCACUUCUAAUCUAUGCGCCUUGUCUUUCCUCUUUCUGUUCCCCUCCUUCACUACCACAUAUUUUCUGUUUAUUCUUAAAUGGUUUGUUUCUGAGAAUUAAUCUAGGUCAUACCCUAUAUCCUGUGCUUCCUAGUUGAUUUCAGGCAUCUUGCUCUAUCAACAGUAAUGAUAGCAGCAGCUCCCUUCUCUGGCUUUGCCCUGUGUACUGUCCUUCUGCCAAGGCCAUUUGUGUUGGGGGCAGCAGAAAAAGGGUAGGUGGGGUGCCUAGCUUCUUCUCAAAACAUCUUCAGUUUUUCAGGUUGUCUGACAGCUUUAUGUACAGUAUGUUUUAAGAAAACUUAAGUAUACUUCUCUUUUUUAUUUAGGAUUUUAAUUAAAUAGGGUUUGAUUCUGAUGAGCAAGUUUGUGUGUGUGUGUG